UCUGGUGCAGAAUAUGCAGGUGUCCCAGAUCCCAGCAGUGAUCAGCACAGAGGGCAGCACAGUCACCUUACAGUGUCACUAUACACUCAGCAGCACUGAGAAUGUGACCUUCGGCUGGUACAAUUGGUACAGACAUGUGCCGGGGGGGGCUGAGGUCUCUAAUGAUAAUGACAAUUUUACAGGCAGAGUCUCCAGAGCAUCUCAGAGUGAAUUUUUCAAUAACAGAUCAGCCAACAUCCAGCUGCACAGAGUGCAAUCCUCAGACACUGGAAUGUACAUCUGUGAAGUUACAUUUGUGCUCAGUCAGACUCUACAAGGACAUGGGAAUGGGACGUUCCUUAAUGUGACAGCUGAUGUGACAGAUUCAGCAUCAGCAAGUAUUUCACACAGAUUUUUCGCUAUUCAUCAUUAUGUUGGAGCAGUAGUUCUGGGUUUACUCAUGUUGUUUGCACUUUAUCUGAACUGCCAAGAACAUAAGCAGAUUUUUAAAGAAGAAGAAAUAACUAAGAAGCAAACAGACAAGGAUCCCACCGACUGUUAUACAGAACAACCUGAAGAGCAAAGUGUAUACAGCAUUGUUAAUGAUUGUUAAGGGACCUUAAACAGAGAUUUUUUAUACAUUGGGGUGCAUAUGAGAAGUAGGUUUAACAAAACCUA
Molecule: messenger RNA, 657 nt
Organism: Xenopus laevis (African clawed frog)
Lineage: Eukaryota; Metazoa; Chordata; Amphibia; Anura; Pipidae
Product: natural cytotoxicity triggering receptor 3
Exons: 3
Coding region: 14-592 (192 amino acids)
Source: RefSeq, a predicted model, not a curated record